Styela clava is the source of this 909-nucleotide messenger RNA. Its product is annotated as CDGSH iron-sulfur domain-containing protein 2 homolog B-like. Gene Ontology annotation, cellular component: mitochondrial outer membrane; intracellular membrane-bounded organelle. Gene Ontology annotation, molecular function: 2 iron, 2 sulfur cluster binding. Gene Ontology annotation, biological process: regulation of autophagy. NCBI's taxonomy places the organism in Eukaryota, Metazoa, Chordata, Ascidiacea, Stolidobranchia, Styelidae. The record is from RefSeq and is a predicted model, not a curated record.
UAGGUGGAUUCGUGAAAUUAGCAACAUCAAGGCGGCGGAAUCGGAUACUCCGAUCAUUAAAAAUACAGACUCUGACUGCCGACUCCAAAUAAUCGUUCAUACAUAUGAAAAUUGUACGCGACCUUGGUACAGUGCGAAUUACUGAAUCAUGAUUCACUUGUUUGCAACUCUGGUGAGAGACAAAAUACCAGCAUAUCUGGAAGGUGUUCCAAUUCCACGAACCUUGAGUGGAUUUCUUGAUUUGUCAGUAAAAGACUGGUUUCACCUUGUAUUUUUCUCUGGAGCUGUUGGUGCUAUCGGAUAUUAUGCAACAAAGCCAUAUAUAGAUGAAUACAAAAAGAGGAAAUCUGGUGCAAAUGAUGAUUCUGUUGUGAAUCUUUCGAUUCAAAAAGGUUCUCCGAAAGUAGUUGAUGUUGUAGAUAUCGAAAGUUUAGGUGAAAAAGCAGCUUACUGCAGGUGUUGGAGAUCAAAAAAAUUCCCCUAUUGCGAUGGCUCUCACAAUCAACACAAUAUAGAUACUGGAGAUAAUGUUGGACCUCUUUGCAUGAAGAAGAAUUGUUGAUUGCUUAAUAGUAUGUUUCUUUGAAUAUUUGUUUGAAUUUUGUCGCCAUGUAUUGAUAACCUGCCUCUGAAUAGAAUUCUAAACUCGUCAACAUUGUACUAUGAAACCUCGGCUUCCUCAACUUACAACUCCUUCUGCAUCUAAGGAAAUUUUUGUUCCAAGUUCUUAAUUAGGCUCUUUCUUCACUGUGUUUUGAUGUAACAAUUUUAGCAGCAUACAGUACAAAAUCCAUGUCGUUCUUAUUUUUUGCUCAAUAGUGUUAUUUUAUCAGACAUGAAAUUUGGUAUCAUCAAUGAAUCUUUGUGUGUACAGAAUGACUAUUAUCAAAAUAAAACAUUUUAAAACAA